Chaetomium globosum CBS 148.51 is the source of this 1521-nucleotide messenger RNA. RefSeq lists its product as uncharacterized. Gene Ontology annotation, molecular function: inositol hexakisphosphate binding; phospholipid binding; translation initiation factor binding. The transcript is spliced from 2 exons. The record is from RefSeq and is a predicted model, not a curated record. Lineage: Eukaryota; Fungi; Ascomycota; Sordariomycetes; Sordariales; Chaetomiaceae. Bases 1 to 1521 code for a protein of 506 amino acids. Gene Ontology annotation, cellular component: nuclear pore; nuclear pore cytoplasmic filaments; cytoplasm. Gene Ontology annotation, biological process: regulation of translational termination; regulation of translational initiation; poly(A)+ mRNA export from nucleus.
AUGGCAGGCUCAUCUCCUCCGCGCCGGCAAAGCUACUAUUUGGCUGCCGGCAGUCCACAACGAAACGUUCUCGAAGAAAUACUCGGCGACGACAGGAAUUCGGAAGCGCGCCAUAGGUACCUUCUUGAGACGGCAAAGAGAGAACACGACAGAGUCAGGGAGGAGGCAGAGAGAGUGUACCGGGAGCAGUUGCAGAGGGAGGAGAGACAGCGGUUGCUCGAUGCUCGAAGGAAAGAGGAAGAGAGGAUCAAACUCGAGGAGGCACUCGCUGCGGAUCGCGCGCGGCUGAAUGAGCUCAAAGCAAAGAAGAUCGCGAUUCCCGCGCCUCUGCCCGAUCCAGAACCGCCUGUUAUUGUUGCGCCAGCGGUCAAUGGAAAGGUUCCUGCUGUUCCACCACCGAUCAACAAUGCCCCAGCCCAAACCAACGGGACCACGUCACAGAAACCAACAACGAUUCCCGCCGUGCCCAAGCUCCCCAGUGCACCUGUACCGGCGCAGACUCAGAGCCAGACUCCAGCGACAGCGCCGCACAAAGCGCCAGAACCCUCGAAGACAGUAAACUCGGUUCUCGGCAUUAAUGGCCUUCUUAAUAACACGCCACAGCCGAAUGGCGCCGCCUCAAAUCCCGAAACAUCGCGCUCGGCUGCCCAACCUCCAACGCAAACGCGUCCCGACAAAUAUGUCGAGAUCCAUAAAAAUCUCAAGAUGCUCCGGAAAUCCAUGGCUGACCAGGCCAAAUCAAACCCAGCUUUGAAGGGAAGGAUGGGCGAUAUGCGGCGAGAGAUCCUGCAGUCAGAGUUGAUGGACCCCAGUCGCUUCGUUCUGGAGCCAAGGAACCCAGCCGAGGGUGCUGCACACAACGACGCCACUCUUCCAUCAAUUUUCCUCUACCUCAUCAACAUUUUUGCGAAAGCGGCUAUUGCCCAAUUCAUCAACGAGGCCGGCGCGCGGCCGGAGACAGCGGACCCGGUCGGCGUCUGCGUUGCCGCGACCCUCUCGGAGCCGGAUUUCCUAUGGCGCGGCUCAUCGCUGAUUGACAUCAUGCUCGCCAAGUUCAGGAUAGUAUGUCCUGUGCUGUUCGGCUACCGAGGUAGCGAGAAGACGGAGCAAGGGAGACAGAGGCUAGGGUGGUGGAAAGACGGCGGUCAGUGGGUGCCUGAGCAGCAGCAUAUGGACCGCAUGACAGGCCUGGGCGCUGGUUUCGCUUCAAUAUCGCUCCGGAACUUUGCUAUGUCCAAGAAGACAAACCCCUUUCCGCCACGGGUAUAUUGGACAGCCAUGGCAAGAAUCGUCAACACGCCGCACGCAGAGAUCUCCGACACGCAAUGCGUCGUGUUGAAGGCGAUGGUGGAGAACUACGAGCAGAAGUUCAUUGAGUUCUAUGGGACGGCCGCUAUCGCGGCUUUACGGACAGCGCUGGUUGACUUUCCGUCCAGAGUACCCCAGAAGUCAGCCGCUGUAAAUUCACUAGAGGUUUUGGCGCAGAUGCUGAAGCGGAAUACCGGCUUAGUUCUUGGAUAA